GACCUCGAACUAUUUACAUCGAGCCGUGGCAAGGAGGUUUGAUUUUGGAACCCAAUCCCACCAAAACCCAAACCCAUGCUCCAAAAAAUCCAAACUUGACCAUGGUCCUAUCUUCUUGACAGUCGCUGCUCCCGCCAUUUCUGAGCAGAACAAAGCCAUAAUGUUAUCUUCUUCAUCUCUAUACUCCAACCCACAUCCCCACCUCCGUCUUCUUCAUUUCCGCACUCCCAAUCCUCUGUCCAAUGUCGUCCUCCACCUCCCCUCCAACCAGAAACCCAACGCCACCGUCGCCUCCGCUGAUCUCCGCCGCAACAAUCCGACGGAAAAACCAUCCACCAACGUCUCCGAUCCUAUCCAGCCGGAACCCCGCAAACACAACUCCAAAUCCGCCGCCCUUGUUAACCAGUACCUAUCAUCCGGCGAAUCCCCAAAUCCACAAAACCUAGAACCCCCUUUGCCCGAAGAAGAGAAAGUGAAGCUUCUCGAACUCUCGCUUGUGAGAAAACGAACCCCUCAAUUUCCUGGAUCGAUUUAUGUUCAAUCCCCGAGUGAUUCCGAUGUGGGUUCUUCUCUCCCUCCCCUGCAAUCUCUGUUUCGAAAUGCAGGAAGUGAGUUUGAUGGUGAAGAUGACCGGAAGAUAAUAAGGAGAGCUCUAGAGAUUCGCCGGAAGGUAACCUCCGAGAUCUUCAAGGAGGCGAUGCGGAAAGGGAAAUUUGGAAUCACUUACACCGACAAUUUGCUCGGUUGGUUGCCUGAUUUCAUCGAUUUUGUAAUGAUUCAAGCCGCGUCGAUGAAGCAGUUGCCUGAAUUUGCUCAUUUGUCGUUCAAUCUUCGUGCCAAGACCGUCAUUGAAGAAUCAAAUGUGGUACCUCUUAUCAGGUGGUUGAAGCAUAACUCAUUGUCAUAUCCACAGAUAGGUAAGCUCAUAUGCAUGUCGAAGGGAAAGCUUGAAUCCAUUAGACGUCUUGUGGAAUGGCUGAAGGGGAUUCAUGUAAAGGGAGGAUAUCUUGGACUUACACUCACUAAAGCUGGAGGGAAUAUAUUGGAGCGCAGCAAUGAUGAACUAGAUGAAAUUGUGAGCUACUUAGAGAGUAAUGGAGUUAGAAUGGUUUGGAUUGGCUUUGUUAUGAGUCGAUGUCCUUAUUUGCUGUCUUACAGUUUGGAAGAACUGAAAAGUCGUGUGGAGUUCUUCUUGAAUAUGGGUAUGAAUGAGAAAGACUUUGGUACAAUGGUCUUUGAUUUCCCUAAGGUGCUUGGUCAGUAUAGUCUUGAAGAUAUGAACCAAAAGGUCAACUAUUUAAAGGAGUUCGGGCUUGAGAUUGAGGAUAUAGGCAGAUUACUGGCAUACAAACCACAGUUGAUGAAUGGUAGCAUUGAGGGUAAAUGGAAGCCUCUUGUUAAGUACUUCUACUAUCUUGGAAUUUCCAAAGAGGGUUUGAGGAGGAUGCUUACAAUAAAGCCAGUGGUUUUCUGCCUUGAUCUGGAGACCAUCAUUGUGCCAAAGGUGCAAUUCUUCAGAGACAUAGGAGUUCGAGAUGACGGGAUUAGUAACAUGCUUGUGAAGUUUCCAUCAUUAUUGACAUUCAGCCUGUACAAGAAAAUCCGUCCUGUUGUCAUAUUCUUGAUGACUAAAGCAGGAGUCAGGGAGAAAGACAUUGGGAAAGUUAUAGCUUUGGGACCGGAACUUUUUGGUUAUAGCAUAGUGCAUAAGCUUGAGGUCAAUCUAAAGUAUUUUCUGUCACUCGGCAUACAUACCCGGACUCUAGGAGAAAUGAUUGCUGAUUUUCCUAUGCUGCUACGAUAUAAUAUCGACAUUCUUCGACCAAAGUAUCAAUAUUUGCGGAGAACCAUGGUUCGCCCUCUGCAAGAUAUUAUAGACUUUCCAAGGUUUUUCAGCUAUUCUCUGGAGGGGCGCAUCAUUCCUAGGCAUCAAGUUCUGGUUGAGAAUCAUAUAAAUCUCAAUCUGCGUUCCAUGUUAGCUUGCACAGAUGAAGAGUUUAAGAACAAGGUUGCAGAUAUAGUGGAAAAACGCCAAAGAUUUGAAUCCGGUAAUGUGGAUGGUUCUCUCUCCGUUGUCCAUACGACUCGCAACUCUAUCGACUCGACUACACUAGAUGACUCAUUGGGUGAAACUAGAGAAGAUUGAUUUGAUGGUCUUGAACUUUCAACUUCCCUCCCCACUUAAAAGAAUAUGGCACAGACGAAGAGCUCAAACUUGUUCUUAUUGCACCAUUAUCGGGAUGGAUCGGGUCAUGUUUCUAUGAUAAUUCAUAGCUAUCCAAAGACAUUAGAGAACAAAAGACUUUCAUCCCAACAGAGAGAAGGUAAGGAAUGCUAAACACCUAUCAACUUCUUCCACCAUGCUGUAUACAUAUUGUAUCAAAUGAUUUUCUAUCUGUGUAAAUAGUUAAAGGUUUGAACUAAAUGUGAUGAUUUACGAGUCCCGAUCCAUCUGUAGCAGAGCGAUUGCAUAGCAAAAAAACGCUAUAAAAGAACUACGAGGACAAAGACAAGGGUGGACACAACUAUGGCUGCAAGAUAUCACAAAUGUACAUGUCAUAAAGUUCCCUGUUUUUCAGAUGGUGCCACAUUUCUUCUGUUUUUCAGCUCUUCAUAUGGAUGGCUGAGGGCAACAACUUUCAAUGAAAACAGUAAUAGCUUCUAUAAAUGUUCAAAAAGAAAGCAAAAAUGGUGUAUUGUACUACGAACAGACGCAUGCAAAUUCCUUAUAAUUUAAUGCCUCAAAGUGUUACUCUA
Messenger RNA from Cucurbita moschata (crookneck pumpkin), 2757 nucleotides. RefSeq names its product transcription termination factor MTERF2, chloroplastic. Lineage: Eukaryota; Viridiplantae; Streptophyta; Magnoliopsida; Cucurbitales; Cucurbitaceae. Gene Ontology annotation, molecular function: double-stranded DNA binding. Gene Ontology annotation, biological process: regulation of DNA-templated transcription. The record is from RefSeq and is a predicted model, not a curated record. The transcript is spliced from 6 exons. Bases 161 to 2146 code for a protein of 661 amino acids.